This is a messenger RNA of Aricia agestis (brown argus), 842 nucleotides long. RefSeq lists its product as uncharacterized. The record is from RefSeq and is a predicted model, not a curated record. Bases 124 to 822 code for a protein of 232 amino acids. The transcript is spliced from 4 exons. NCBI's taxonomy places the organism in Eukaryota, Metazoa, Arthropoda, Insecta, Lepidoptera, Lycaenidae.
UUUAUAAUACCUAUUUCGUAUUUUCACUAUUUUACUGUUAAUUCGUUGAGUUUAUGUUUAUUGGUCAAAAUAAAAGGUCUUGUUUUGUUUUGCAUAGUCCAAGUUCCAUAAUCCAUUAACAAAAUGGAUGAUUUUGAACGUAAAGCUCCACGGAGUGCAAUCGCCUUGUACAUCAAAAUGUAUUCGAAGCAAAAGAAACAAAACAAAAAGGGUACUAGCUUAAUAACAGAAGCAGCAAAAUCUUGGCUGUCUCUAAGUGAAGCAGAAAAAAAUGAAUUUUCGAACAAGUACAAAGAAUGCAAGUUACUCCUACGGAAAAAAGUUGCCAAUCAAUUAAAGAAUAUACAACCAUAUAUGAAGAAAAAAAGGAAAACAAACUCUGAUAAGUUUUCAAGUGACUGUAUUGAAGACUUAAAUAAUACAUCCAACAUAUCUUGUGAUCAGAAUGAAACAAAAACUUUAGAAGAAAACAAUUUAAAUUGUGUUAACAAUGUAUUAUCAACUUUAGAAGAAUAUAACUUAAAUUGUGAUCUGAAUCUAUCAAAAAAUUUUCAUCAAAACAGGAUUAUUGGUAGCCCUGAACAUAAUUUUAAAUACAAAACAUUAAAUGAUAUGACAUCUGGGCAGCAGUUAUUUGAUAUGAUUCAGAAGGAUGAUAAUAAAACUUGGGCUGAACUUCUACCAUCACAGAGAAGACAAUAUCAAACUGCUGUUCUAUCAAUAAAGAAAAACUACUUAAAAGAAUAUAAAUCAUAUCUAGAAAGUCUGUCAACUGUAAAUCUCUUAGAACAUUAUAGAAAUGUAAAAAAUGAACUGGUAUAGUUAAUAAAAAAAAGUUCACA